CAGCAACAGAGGCAGCUCGUCUUCUUCAAAGCUGGACAUUUAGCCUUUAAAUUGCCUUCUACAUUCCGCGGUUCUUCGUUCAUCUCGUCGUUUUACAAUGACCACUAAAGUGAGCCGUUUGAAUUCCGCCGUGUCUGCUGACCAGUACCUCGCGGACAGUAAGGUGCUGUUCUACCUGAGCGACGCAGUCAACCAGCUGCUGGAACACAAGGAAGAAUACACUCAAUUUGGCGUAGUGCGCUACUUUGCUGAAUACUUUAGCAGUGUGAAGAACGGCAAUCACGUCCUGUUUCGAGAGUAUAACUUUGUCAGAGCCACUCCUCACAACAGAGCCUCCUUUAUCAAAGUCUUCUGGAGAUGCUUUCGACAGGUCGGCAAGAGAGGAGACUUGCUGUCCGUCCUGGAAUUCAAGUCUCUGCUGCAGUUACUGUGUCCUGACUUUCCAGUGGAGAUAGUUCAAAGGGCAGCCAGAAUUGUCCUGAUGGACGAUGCCAGUGACUGUCUGAUGUCUUUUUCUGACUUCCUGUAUGCCUUCCAGCUCCAGUUCUUCUAUCAAGAGUUCCUGGAAAGCAUGCUGGAAAUCUAUCAGGAGCUGUUAUCAGGAAAAAGUCCUAAUACCGUCAUCGUCCCAACUUCCACCUCCAUUGAGCAGUUUUGCUUUGUCGGUGCCAAGGAAAAUGAAAGGGAGGAGCUCUCUGGAGUGGAUCCAUCCACUUUGGCUCAGUGUAUUGAGGCUGCAUGUGACACGUUUAAACACAGUCAUCCUCCAAUUGCCUGUGUUGGUGAGGUGUUGGAACAAGCUGACAAAGUGUUUUACGACAGUUUCCUGAUGAGUUUGGCCAAACAUGAAACCAUCAACACCAGCAUUGGGGUGUUACCCAGUGAAGCAGAACUAUUCAUUGAUCCAGAGAUGGACCAGGAGCUGGAUAAACUUAUUGCUCAGAUCUCAGUCAGUCCCGGCAGCAACAGCAGCAGCAGUGCAGUGGGCGGAGUGAAGGAGGUGCAGAGGAAGGCCUCGCCCAGAAGGAACAUCCACCACAGGAGAAGGAUGGAGGUGGAGAGCGAUGGCUCCACAGAGGAGACCGACUCCUCUGAAAACUGACUUCCUGUCACCUGUUUGAUGCUGACUCCACCUCCUGGAGCGUCCUGACUCCACCUCCUGUUUCAGGCUGCUUCUGUCUCCUGGAGGGUGCUGACUCUGCCUCUU
Messenger RNA from Thalassophryne amazonica, 1207 nucleotides. It is a transcript of the gene cstpp1, whose product is annotated as chromosome 8 C11orf49 homolog. NCBI's taxonomy places the organism in Eukaryota, Metazoa, Chordata, Actinopteri, Batrachoidiformes, Batrachoididae. The coding region runs from base 98 to 1102 and encodes 334 amino acids. The record is from RefSeq and is a predicted model, not a curated record. The transcript has 9 exons.